AUGUCAGUCAUCACCGAACCAGCUUCAAGGGGAAAUUUCCCCAAGGCAACUGAAGGUGCCACCGACGCAGUGGCUUCGGACACAACAAUAUGGAGCACUGAAAAGCCCAAGCCCACGUCGAUUGAAGUGGCCAGGGAAAUAAUCAACUCGACUCUCGGCUCGCUUGAUCCAGCCCUGCGCCAAGUCAACAUCGACCUGCACUCGAACCCCGAAACCGCUUACGAAGAGGUCUUUGCCCAUAAAGUCCUGACCAGCUUCCUUGAGGGCCGCGGUGUUGCCGUUCAACGCCACGCCUGGGGUCUGGACACGGCAUUCGAGGCUACGGUCGGCAGCGGAGGUCGCCAAGUCGUCUUCUGCGCUGAAUAUGAUGCGCUCCCCGACAUUGGCCACGGGUGCGGCCACAACUUGAUCGCUACAUCCUCAGUAGCUGCCUUCGUCGGCGCUGCUCAGGUAUUGAGCGAGCUGAAGAUCCCUGGGCGGCUUCGCAUCCUUGGGACUCCCGCGGAGGAGGGAGGUGGCGGCAAGAUAAAGCUUAUCGAGGCCGGUGCUUUUAACCCUCCCCGAGAUGUGUGCGCGGCCAUCAUGUCCCAUCCGACGGCUUCGGGAGCGAGGAGAAAUGAUGGCCAGCGGUAUGACGGACUUGCCGGUACGAGGCUGAUCUCGAGCUACAAAAUGCGCGUGGAAUUCAGGGGCAGCACUUCUCAUGCUGCCGCGGAACCAUGGAAGGGAAUCAACGCGUUAGAUGCCGCCGUUGCCGCUUAUGUCAACGUGUCCGUGUUGCGCCAGCAGAUUCAACCCGACGAGCGCAUUCACGGAGUCUUCGAAGUUGGCGGCACGGUGCCUAACGUCAUUCCGGACUACACCAGCAUGAAAUGGAACGUACGCAGCCCAACCAUCUCGAGUUGUGAGGCUCUUGUUGCCCGCGUCAAGGCGUGCCUCGAAGCCGGUGCUGCGGCAGCUGGCUGCGAGAUCAGCUACGACGUAGCGCCAACCUAUCAAGAUCUUCGCGUAAACUCAUCCCUCUGCAAGGCUUAUGUUCAAGAUAUGGCUAAACUAGGAUUACGAAUUGAACAAGAAGUUCAGGUUCCGCUGGAAGCGUCGAGUGACAUGGGUAAUGUGUCGCAUAUGGUGCCGAGUUUUCACGGCGCAUUCGCGAUUCCUACGUCGCCAAAUGUUUCUCUCCAUAGUCGAAACUUUGCUGCCUGUGCCGGAACGAACGAAGCUCAUGAGGCCGCUAUGAAUUGUGCUAGGGGUAUGGCGAUUCUGGCUAUACGGUUACUCACCGAUGAUGCUCUUGCAGAAGAUGUCCGGAGGGACUUUGAGAUGCCCGAUCCAUUACCAUAG
This is a messenger RNA of Scedosporium apiospermum, 1344 nucleotides long. RefSeq lists its product as uncharacterized. The coding region runs from base 1 to 1344 and encodes 447 amino acids. The record is from RefSeq and is a predicted model, not a curated record. NCBI's taxonomy places the organism in Eukaryota, Fungi, Ascomycota, Sordariomycetes, Microascales, Microascaceae. The transcript is spliced from 2 exons. Gene Ontology annotation, molecular function: dipeptidase activity.